This is a messenger RNA of Blumeria graminis f. sp. triticale, 405 nucleotides long. Lineage: Eukaryota; Fungi; Ascomycota; Leotiomycetes; Helotiales; Erysiphaceae. The record is from the annotation of a GenBank genome assembly.
AUGAAGUUUCUCAAUGUAUCUUUGAUCACGACAACUCUCAGUCUAUUCACAUCAUUUGGUGCGGCUCAAGCCGACGAUGAAGAUACAUUGAUAUAUACAUGUUCUAGUGUUAAAUUUUACUUAGAAAGUGUUUGCCUAUCCGCUAUGAGAGUACUCGAACUAGGUCGGCGCACUAUUGAUGGCUACCCUACGCUUUAUAAUGCUGAAGGCUUGAAUGGUUCUAUCCCGCAUAAAUUGUUUCCUAUGAUUCCUGGUGUUUUAGUUUUCAAUGGGCGAAAUCUGCAAUUUUUCUUAAUUGUGGACGGCGCGGGUCAUCCUCAGGGCAUGGUAUAUCUUUAUCGGGAGGGGGACUAUUCUCAACACCUGUCAGCGGUGUCCCCUACGAACCUCCAGCUCUCACUGUAG